Messenger RNA from Ictidomys tridecemlineatus (thirteen-lined ground squirrel), 3334 nucleotides. RefSeq names its product metaxin 2 (gene Mtx2). Gene Ontology annotation, cellular component: SAM complex; cytoplasm. NCBI's taxonomy places the organism in Eukaryota, Metazoa, Chordata, Mammalia, Rodentia, Sciuridae. The record is from RefSeq and is a predicted model, not a curated record. Gene Ontology annotation, biological process: mitochondrion organization.
UGUCAGCUGCACCGGAAGUUCCUGGCCCGGCCUGGCGGUAACCUUGGGGGGGCCUGGCUGCCGCGGCUGCAGUUGCUGGGUGGGCUUAACGAGUCUGCGCCUCAGCCAGGUUAGGCUCCUUAGCUGCCGGAGCCGCCGGGGUUGUACCGGAGUUCGCUGACGUACGCGGGGAGCGGGCACCCGCUCGCGGAGCUGCCCAGCCGACAUGUCUCUAAUGGCGGAAGCUUUCGUCUCCCAGAUCGCAGCUACAGAACCUUGGCCAGAAAAUGCUACAUUAUAUCAGCAACUGAAAGGGGAGCAAAUUUUGCUUUCUGACAAUGCAUCUUCUCUUGCUGUGCAGGCCUUUUUGCAGAUGUGUAAUCUGCCUGUCAAAGUGGUUUAUAGGGCAAAUGCAGAAUAUAUGUCUCCAUCUGGUAAAGUACCUUUUAUUCAUGUGGGAAAUCAAGUAGUCUCAGAACUUGGUCCAAUAGUCCAAUUUGUUAAAGCCAAGGGCCAUUCUCUUAGUGAUGGGUUGGAUGAAGUCCAAAAAGCAGAAAUGAAAGCUUACAUGGAAUUAGUCAACAAUAUGCUGUUGACUGCAGAGUUGUAUCUUCAGUGGUGUGAUGAAGCUACAGUAGGGGAGAUUACUCAUGCUAGGUAUGGAUCUCCUUACCCUUGGCCUCUGAAUCAUAUUUUGGCCUAUCAGAAACAAUGGGAAGUCAAACGUAAGAUGAAAGCAAUUGGAUGGGGUAACAAGACUCUGGAUCAGGUCUUAGAGGAUGUGGACCAGUGCUGUCAGGCUCUUUCUCAAAGAUUAGGAACACAACCAUAUUUCUUCAAUAAACAGCCUACUGAACUCGAUGCACUGGUAUUUGGUCAUCUAUAUACCAUUCUAACCACACAGUUGACCAAUGAUGAACUGUCUGAGAAGGUCAAAAACUAUAGCAACCUCCUGGCUUUCUGUAGAAGAAUUGAACAGCAUUAUUUUGAAGAUCGUGGUAAAGGCAGGUUGUCAUAGAGAUAUGUUAGUUAUUAUUUCUUUAAAGAUCUGAUUUUUGAAAUAUGUGUUACUUGAUAGAUAUAAUAGAUAUUGGUAUUAGAAUUUUAAACCAAAACCAAUUUUUUGAAACCUCAAAACAAAUUAUAUAAUGUAUCCUGUACAUGUUCUUUGUACUGUUAUUUGUGUGCACAUUAGUUUUGAACUAUUUCAUUUGACAUAUUGUACUCUACAUCUUGAAGUUUUUGUUCCCUUAUAAACAUAUAAAAAUAAAGCUUAAACAACUGUACAGUUGUUAUAUUUACUUUCCUUUGAUCUUUCUGAAGUUGUUCGCUAGGCUUUAUAUAUAUGGAAUAAACAGUGUCUUUUCUACAUCAAGUAUUUGGUGUUACAUACUCUUGAGAUUACUUCACUAGAUACAUGAUGAUGAAACUGGUCAUGUGAAAAAUGUUCUUCACAUCUAAAUUGAAUUGAAGAACAUUUAAUCAGAGCAGCUAUGACUUAAUUUGAUAAAAGAAUGGGUUGAAGGACCUUAUUUCUUUUGAGACAAGAAUAUUUUAAUAAUGCUCUUUUAUUUCUUUUUUGGAAAAGGAAGGAUAGUUUUCACAGAAGUAUUGGUGAGGAUUUAGACAUUAAGAAUUAUAUGUUGUGUUUGUCUCAAUUUUUCUAAUAUUUUGUUUUUGAUAAAACCAGUGAUGCCAUAAAGAUUUAAAAAUUUUGUUUAGAAUGUCUAAAUAGUGGUACAUUCAUAUUUUCUUCCUUAUGUACCAGAGAUUUUUGUCUGAUUUAAUCCUUACAAAAAUGCUAUCAUGGUUAUCCCCAGUUUACAAAUAAGGAAGUAGAGACACAGACAGGAUAAUACCUUGCCCCAAGGAUAUAGUUUGUAAAUGGUAGAGUUGGAAUUUAAACCCAGGCAGUCUGAUAUCAAUUGGCUUCCUUUACCUUUUUUUUCCUCUUAAGAUUAUAGAUUUAUAUGAUAUAAAGGAUAUAUUAGGUUCUUCUCGUCCAAACCCCACUUAAACUUUGAGUACUCUGUGAACUAUAGUACUAUCACUAGCUUUUCUGGAAUAAUUUUGUAAUGUGUAAUAUUAAAUUAAAAAGUCCCUUGUUACCUGUGUUUUUGCAAUUUUUAUAACUGGUCUUUGUUUAGAUGGUUUGCAUAUAAUACAUUUCUUUAACUAUUGCAAUCACAUUUAUUUAAUUGGAUAAAUAUUAUACCUUAGUUUGCUGAGUUUAAUUUUUUUUCUUUUUGAGUUUUUUUGCAUAAUGAUACCACAUCACCAGGGGUUGUGAUAUUUUAAUCUUAGUGAUUAUACUUGGCUGUAUUCUUAUUGUAAUAUGAGAAACAUUGGUAAACAUUGGCUACUUAUUCUAAGAUAAGGUAUUUAUAUUUAAUAUAUGUGGAUCACACUCGGAGAGGGCUUAUUUUUUCCUAGUGUUGAGGAAUCACUGUCAAAAUCAAAUGCAUUAGAAAGCAGAAAAUUUUAUGUCCUAUUUUGAUGAUUCGGUUUCUUGCAUUUAUUCUUUAAAUCCUUCAUCUUUUAAAUCUAAGUCUAUAAAGCCAAGUCAUAAUAGCUAAAAAUUAUCAUUGAAAAGCCACUGUGGGACAAGAGUUAAAAUGUUUUUUACUCUCAAAGUACUUGUAUAUAUAUUAUAAAUUUCAAAAUAAGUAGCAUGUAUCCUAUGUAAAUAAAAAUUUAAAUCAUAAGUAGUUUUUCAGAAUGAUACUUUUAUACAUGAGAAACUUGAAAUUAAUACAGAUGGUGUACAGUAUCACAUUUGAUUAUAUUGAUGGUAUGUAUUAUUAAGCUGAAAAUAAUUUUAUUUUCUAUGAAAUCCUUUGGAAGUCAGCUUAUUACUUUGUUACUUUCUAAUUGUUUAUUAGAUGAGUAGCUAUUGUAUAUUAUUUCAUUAGGUAUGCUAAAUCCAAUAAAAAUGUAAAUGAUAAAGGAUGUCAAUCUGAGAAAUUGACUGUGUUAAUGCUUUCUUGGUGAACAUACUAAGUAUUUUUUUUAACUCUUAUGUAUUCUCAUUUAAUGAUGUGACUAUUUUUUAGGAAGGCAUAUCAAAUACUACAUUCUACAAAAUUUACAAUAAAAAUUUUUUGAACUUAAUAUAAUUUCUUGUUUUGAAGUAUUAUGGAUCUAGAGUAUAUAGCUUAGUGGUAGAGCCCUUGCCUAGCAUUCAUGAAGACCUGUGUUUGAUCUCCAGUAUGGCAAAAACAAAAAACAAAAAAGUAUUGACCAUUGCUUCUUGUUCAACUGUUUUGUGGUACGUUAUAUCCAUUGAUGUCUACAAAUGUAAAGUAAUUUGUAAAUUUUAUUAAUCCCUUCAAUAAAAGAAAAAUAUGAAAAAGUU